This is a messenger RNA of Chanos chanos (milkfish), 4137 nucleotides long. It is a transcript of the gene pxdc1b, whose product is annotated as PX domain containing 1b. The coding region runs from base 759 to 1463 and encodes 234 amino acids. The record is from RefSeq and is a predicted model, not a curated record. Gene Ontology annotation, molecular function: phosphatidylinositol binding. Lineage: Eukaryota; Metazoa; Chordata; Actinopteri; Gonorynchiformes; Chanidae. The transcript has 5 exons.
UAUUUUUCUGUCUGAGCCACAAAGUACGAAGCCCUAGCAACUCUUAAUCCACGCUUCAGUGCUUCCUCGGAGUUAUGACUGUGUAAAACUUCAGACUUCUAAACGGACUUGCAUCUAGGUUUUUAUUGUCUGUCGGACAGACAGAACGGAUAUAGUAGAUAAUCAGAUGAUUUUAGGCGUAACGCAGGGAGCGGACGAUGUUCGGGCCGAUACUGACGAAUGCUUCGGUGUUUUGAACGCAAGACAACACAAAUGCGAACUAUCUCUCAGAGAGAAUAAAGUUUUCGUGAGUAAGAUAGGACAACUGGAUAACCGUUUUGAAAUGUUAAGGUGUGCCGAAAUGAUGCCUGGAAAUAUCAGAAACAUACAUUUAAAUUAUUCACAGAGAGACAUCUUGCAAUAAUUCGUGUGUUUAACGUGUGUUUUGUUAAGAUGCGUUAUUCAACCUUUGUAAAUCAGUUUAGUGCCACGUUUUGAGUUGCGUCUGCGCUAAGCUGACCAAGCGAAACUGAUAUUUUUGUUCACACCCCAGAACCCCUGAGUGACAAGGCUGGAAGUUAACACACGUAUUUUUGUCCACAGUUAGUCACCGGGUUUUUACGCUUAGCCCGCAUCAUUCUCACUUCCCAUUCUAGAAUCGGCAGUACGACGAAGUUUAACUGAACGGUCUUGCUGAAUGAGCGCAGUACUGGCGCUUAUUAAAUUUGACAGGAGAGUGGAAAACCCGUGUUGCAGAAUGUUGGACUAACAACGGAGGGAUGGCAUCGGCUGUAUUUGAGGGCACGUCUCUGGUCAACAUGUUCGUGAAGGAUUGUUGGGUGAAUGGGAUACGAAGGUUGAUCAUAAGCCAGCGGGGAGAAGAAGAGGAAUUCUUUGAAAUAAGGACCGAAUGGUCGGAUAGAAAUAUUUUAUAUUUGCAUCGAAGUUAUUCAGACCUGGGGAGACUGUUUAAAAGAUUAGUCGAAUGUUUUCCAGAGGACAGACGAGAUUUGUCCAAGUCGCCUAUAAUAGAAGGACUGGUUAAGAUCAAGGAAGCAAGGGAUAUUGAAGCCAAACUGAAUGAGGUGGAGAGGCUGUUGAAAAAUGUCAUCAACUUACCCUGGAAGUAUUCCAGGUCAGAGGUUGUGCUAACGUUUUUUGAACGAUCGCCACUCGACCAGGUUCUUAGGAAUGACAAUGUCCACAAGAUUCAACCGUGCUUCCAAAGUCAAGUCAAGAUAUCAGAGAUCAUGAGGUCUAAUGGCUUCUGUCUGGCAAACACAGAGACCAUCGUCUUCGAUGAGAGUCUUCCUCAGGACAAAGAGCGGCCGUCAUCUACGGACUCUGCUGAGCACUCGUGCGAUGAGGAUGGGCGGGACUUCCUCUCCGCGGAGCCGGACAUCAGCGACGACGACACGGAGGCUUACGUCACCAACCUGUCUUACUAUCACCUGGUGCCCUUUGAGACUGAUAUCCUGGAGUGAAGCCUGGGCUUGGAUGCACCCUCAGCUGUGCGGACGCAGUCUGCAUCGCAGCUGACCUCAGCUUCGCAGACAGCCCCGUCUAAGAGGUUUAGCGGCUGCUUCGGUGCAUCAGCGCGUCGCUGCUUCUUCAUUAUUGUGUUAGCUCCGGAGGAUCGAAUCAGAUUUGGGAGGAUUCCCGGAUAUCAGAAGCUUCAUUGUGGAGGUGAUUGUUUUUUUGGCACCGUUCAGACUGUGUCAUCGCCCUCUCCUUCUCUCUCUCUCUCUGGAAAGUGGGUUGACUUCUUCUUCCAACUGCAUUCUGCAUUCACCGACGUGCCUCAGUGCUCCACAGUCAGGACUUUUUUUUUUUUUUUUUUUUUUAACUGAGGAAAUCUGUUGGCAGUCAAGCGCUUUCUGGAGAAUUUGAAUUGUGGCUCUGUUUUGCUCACUGUGAAAAUGGUGACAGCCCUUAAGUUGUGAUUCCUGAAAACCUUUCAGGUUUCAAGUAACUUUCAGCAGUGGAAACUUUCUAGAAUACAGAGGCUGUGGUUCUGCUGUUCCUUUUUUGACUAAACUGAUUACAAGUCAGAACUGUUUGCUCUUGACGCAGAUCUCCACUGCUGACCGCGUGCAUUUUCUACUCACACUCAUGUUCACGGUAGUGUGUCUUUGGUUAACUCAGUAGCAACUCAGUGGUUGACAAAAUGAGCAACCGCACGGUCAGUUUUGGUUUGUUAAUAAUUUGUACAAAUCCAAAUGCUUGCCUUAAACUUCACUGUGAAAUAACUGACAUCAAGUGCGAAAUAUGAUUUCACUCAGUGCUCGACAUUUUAUGGAUAGUGGAGCUCAGUUUUAGAAGAGGUAUGCGCCUGUUUGCAGAGUCCAGGAUUGCUAAACAAAACUAUUACCCAUGCACUGAAAAUGAAAAAAAACAAACAAAACAAAAACCCCAAAACAUAUUGCUUUAAGAAUGACCAGUCAGAGACAUAGCUGAAUUUGACUGACCAAUCAAUGCUAAGAGGUUGGGUCAUUUUAUUGUCUGUUAAGUUGGAUUUUACUGCAUUUUCAGUAAUCUCAGUAGCUAUUAUUUCUCCUCCAUUUUGGCAUCAUUUCUAGUAUAAAACACAAGUACAGAGACUGUGCUGCCAGCCUUUCUUAGCUGAUCAGCAAAGCGAAUUGAGACCAGCCACGAAGUACAGCCUUGCACCCUACCCACUACAGUAAGAACAACACAUUUCUUUAUCUAUGGAAAACAAGUGUCCACUUUGUGCAGGAGAGCACUGUAGCCAUUGUCAUAUGUCUGUGAACAAUGAAUAACAAUGCUAAAGAUUUUUCUGUUAAAUGAUGAAUGUAUUAUUCAAGUCUCAUGUACCCUAGUCUUUCACUCUUAAAGCUUUCAGCACAGAAUGAAGAAGUCAUGUUCUGUUGACAAAAAAAAAAAAAGUUCAUGGAAAACAAUUUUGAACCAGUCUAGUCUUUAGAAUGGAUUGUUCCGAAGCAUCCAAUCAGGCUGAGAAUAAAUAAAUAAAUAAAUGAGUAAAUAGAUAAAUAAACAAAUACAUUACGGUUACUACCUGCAGUUUUCUUGAUACUGCAGUGUUCCGCUUCACAGAUUACCUGUUACUUCAGGCCUGAUUCUGGGCUCUAGUGUUUAUAGAUAUUUUGGUGCUGAUUGCCUUUUGGUCCUCUGAUUGACCAAAUAAGGACAGCACUUCUCUGUGCUGCUCUUUUUCCCUUCUGUUGAAUGCCUGGGCACCAAACAUUCAGUACAAAGCCCCCCCCCCCCCCCCCCCCCCCGUCACCCUGUUCAGCCCCCCUACACCACUCUGCUUAGUAAUGCAGUCAUGCUCUGUCAGCAGCCCGUGAGAAAGCAGUGCUCUCUCUCUCUCUCUCUCUCUCAGCAAGCGCUGUGAACUGCUGUAAACUGCUCUUGUGUUUCUCUCUAAUUUCCUUGUUUUCUUGCAACUGAUUUUAAUGAGAAAACAAAAGAACGAUGUCUGUUUGAUGGUUUUAGGGUUCAUAAAAUGCAUAAGAAGAUUUUUUUUUAUUUUGUUCUUUCUGGUGUAAUGGUAACCAGCCAUCAACAAUUUGGCAAAGUGGACUGAACUUGGCAGAGUCCAGCUGAUGCUGGAUUGAUGAUGCUGAAUGAGUCUUUUGAUUGUUUUUUUUUUUUUUUUUUUUUUUUGUUUUUAAAGCUUUACUCAUUAAAGAUCACUGCCUGUUUGAGUAUGGUCUAGCCACAUCUAGAAAAUACUCACACUCUGUGACCUAUUGUAAUCUGCAAAGUUAUCAUAUUCCAUUCAUCAUCUAUACAGCAUAAAUCUUGAGAUAUUGACGUGAUUCAUGGAAGGGACUAUUUGAAAAAGGUGUAUUUUGUAGUGAUAAUUUAAUUUAAUGUAAUGUAAAAGAAUAUUUAUUUUUCUAAUCACAGAAAUGAGCAUGUUUACCACAUUGUCCCUCUCAUAAUGCAGAGGCUGUCUAAGUCCCAUUGUCUCAUAUUUGUGUGUUGGGGUAGGGGACAGUGUGAUGACUGCAAAAUCCGCGGCAGCGUUCAGAACCGAACGUCUGUCAAAAUAAAAGCGAAUGAACUUCAAAAAAAAAAAAAAAAGUAAACAAUAAUGAAAUGAAUGUCCAAAAAUUACCACUUAUUGUAUUAAUACUUAUUUAAAAUGCUCUGUGCUUUCAUUGACCUGUA